CAUGGCAGGUGUCUCCCUGGUCUCAGCAGCCGCAAGAAGGCUUGAGGGAAAAGUAGCCCAUAUCACUGGUGGUGCUAGCGGCAUAGGUGAAGCCACUGCAAGACUCUUCUCCAAGCAUGGAGCACAUGUGGUGAUAGCUGAUAUCCAAGACGAUUUGGGUCACUCGGUUUGCAAUGACUUGGAUUCAUCAUCCUCAGCUUCCUAUGUUCAUUGUGACGUGACGGAUGAAAAGCACAUUGAAGAUGCGGUGAACACAGCGGUUUCCAAGUAUGGGAAACUAGAUAUCAUGAUGAAUAACGCUGGCAUAUCUGAAGAGAUCAAAACAAGCAUACUUGACAACCAAAAAUGUGAUUUUGAGAGAGUCAUUAGUGUUAAUUUGGUUGGUGCUUUUCUUGGAACAAAGCAUGCUGCAAGGUUCAUGAUUCCUGCUAGAAGGGGUAGCAUAAUUAACACGACUAGUGUUUGUGGAAGAAUAGGUGGGGUGGCUCCACAUGGGUACACAAGUUCCAAACACGCCCUUGUGGGACUGAUGAGAAACACUGCGGUGGAGCUUGGGCAAUUUGGUAUUCGAGUAAAUUGCUUGUCCCCUUAUGUGGUUGCUACCCGGUUGACUUUGAAGCAUAUGAAUGUUGAUGAAGAAAAUGUCGGUGAGAUUUAUUCCAACCUAAAAGGUGCUCAUCUUGUGCCUAACGAUGUGGCCCAAGCUGCACUCUUUUUGGGUGGCGACGAGUCCAAGUAUGUUAGUGGUCAUGAUCUUGUCAUAGAUGGAGGCUUCACUGUUGUAAAUAAUGGGUUUUGUAUGUUUGGCAAAUCUGAGUAAUAAUUUGGAUGCGAGUCUUUAAACAUUUAUAGUUGGUGUUUGUAUUUGGCUAGAAUCUAGGGGUCAAGCUUCUUCAA
Molecule: messenger RNA, 897 nt
Organism: Abrus precatorius (Indian licorice)
Lineage: Eukaryota; Viridiplantae; Streptophyta; Magnoliopsida; Fabales; Fabaceae
Product: secoisolariciresinol dehydrogenase-like
Exons: 2
Coding region: 2-820 (272 amino acids)
Source: RefSeq, a predicted model, not a curated record